Molecule: messenger RNA, 1501 nt
Organism: Numida meleagris (helmeted guineafowl)
Lineage: Eukaryota; Metazoa; Chordata; Aves; Galliformes; Numididae
Gene: APLNR
Product: apelin receptor
Exons: 1
Coding region: 130-1242 (370 amino acids)
Biological process (GO): G protein-coupled receptor signaling pathway; immune response
Cellular component (GO): membrane
Molecular function (GO): G protein-coupled receptor activity
Source: RefSeq, a predicted model, not a curated record
GAGGGGGGCGGAGGGCGGGGAGGAAGGGGAGGUAACGCAGUGGGAUUCGCUGGGCUGGGCUCAGAGGGCCGGAGGAGGUCGGCGGUGAGCCUGGGGAUGAGCUGAGCUGCACCGAGCCCGGCUGGAGGCAUGGAGGAGAUGGUGUACACCUAUGCCGAAGGGGACAAUGAGACCGACUGCGAGUAUGAGGAGUGGGGCCUGUCGCUGGCCCUGCUGCCCACCAUCUACCUGCUGGUCUUCCUGCUGGGCACGGCGGGCAACGGCUUGGUCCUCUGGACCAUCUUCAAGGGCGGGCGGGAGCGGCGGCGCUCGGCUGACACCUUCAUCGCCAACCUGGCCGCCGCCGACCUCACCUUCGUGGCCACGCUGCCGCUGUGGGCCGCCUACGCCUGGCUGGGCUACCACUGGCCCUUCGGCACGGCCGCCUGCAAGGUCAGCAGCUACCUGGUCUUCGUCAACAUGUAUGCCAGCGUCUUCUGCCUGACGGGGCUCAGCUUCGACCGCUACCUGGCCAUCGUGCGGCCGCUGGCCACGGCCAAGCUGCGCUCACGGGUGAGCGGGCUGCUGGCCACCGUGGCCCUGUGGGUGCUGGCGGCCCUGCUGGCCAUGCCGGCCCUGGUGCUGCGGCGGGCAGCCGUGCUGGAGGGGGACACCAAGGUCACCUGCUACAUGGACUACGGGGGCCUGGCGGCGCCGGGGACCGAGGCUGCGUGGGAGGUGGGGCUGGGGCUCUCCUCCACGCUGCUGGGCUUCGUGGCCCCCUUCGCUGUCAUGCUGACCUGCUACUUCUUCAUCGCCCGCACCGUGGCCACCCACUUCCGCCGUGAGCGGGCCGAGGGGCCCCGCAAGCGCAAGCGGCUGCUGACCAUCAUCACCGUGCUGGUGGCCGCGUUCGGCGGCUGCUGGCUGCCCUUCCACCUGGUCAAGACCCUCUACGUCCUGAUGGACCUGGAGGUGCUGCCCUGGUCCUGCGGCCUGCACGCCUUCCUCAACAACUUCCAUCCCUACUGCACCGGCAUCGCCUACAUCAACAGCUGCCUCAACCCUUUCCUCUAUGCCUUCUUCGACCCCCAUUUCCGCCGUGCCUGUGCCGCGCUGCUCUGCUGCCGCCCCCCCGGGCCCGGGGCCGAGCGCUCGGGCAGCUUCUCUUCGGGGCACAGCCACCCCCCUGGCGGCAAGGGGGGCCCGGCUAUGGGGGGCAAGCUGGACCCUGCCACCCAGGAGACGCUCUUCCGUGCCUGAACCCCCAAUCCCCAGCAGCCCCCGAGCUGGUCUCCUUGGGGGUGGCCCCUGCACACAUAGGGACCCCUCCUCCCCUCCUCCCCGUGCCCCAGAGCCUGGCUUGCUUUGGGGAGCCCUGUCCCUGCUUGCAGGAGGUGUGGGGGGAAACUGAGGCAUGGGCCGGGUGGGAUCCCCUCGUCCCCUGGGGGGCUCGGGCAGGAGCAUGGCCAAGCUGUGGGAUUUGUGUCAAAUAAAUGAAUUUUGGUUACAAAAAAAACAA